Epinephelus fuscoguttatus (brown-marbled grouper) is the source of this 7029-nucleotide messenger RNA. RefSeq names its product mucin-19-like. Gene Ontology annotation, cellular component: extracellular matrix. The transcript is spliced from 47 exons. Gene Ontology annotation, molecular function: protein binding. Lineage: Eukaryota; Metazoa; Chordata; Actinopteri; Perciformes; Serranidae. The record is from RefSeq and is a predicted model, not a curated record. Bases 350 to 6982 code for a protein of 2210 amino acids.
GUUAGCUGAAGCAGCUAAGCUAAAAGCUAUUUUUCUCAGGAUUUUUUGGAGACCAAACCAGCAUGAGUAAAUAUUGGACUUAUAUUUGCUAGUGGCCAGAAACUUGACUCUAAAGAUAUGUUGGUGUUUCUCUGUAUCUGCUGAAGUAGGAUUCCAGGAAAUGUAAGGAUUUAAAAGAAUAAAAGAAGAAGAUCAAGUUUCAAACUCUGCAUUUCCUGGUAUGUGUGCACGUCAAUGAGUACAUGGUGGGUGGUUUAGAGUGUGUGCGUGUGUAUGGACUAUAUAAGCCAUGCGGUAGGCUGUCUGUGUAGUUUCUCCUGGUUUCACCUGUGAGAGAACAUCAGGCAGCAUGACCUCCCAGCGAUGGAUGGUGGCAUUCUGCUUUUCACUGGCCUCAGUUCUAGGCACAGGAGAGUCAGUCACAACAACAGAAAUUCAGAAAUACACUUGCAGGACAUUUGGCAGCGGGGUCAUCCAGCCCUUCAACGGUUCAAGUUUCUAUGUUCGGUCCAACUGCCCAUUCACCCUCACCCGCUUCACGCACAAUCGGGUGGAAUGUGAUAUCACCUUACGGCGAGGUGAUAACGGGCUGCUGGACCAAGUCGAGAUCAUCAUCAACAAAGUCAAGACCGUUGUGCAGAGUGGAAGCAUGAUGGUGGAGAAGAAAAGUGUUUCCCUUCCAUAUGACCACACCUACCAACAUAUCUUUCAGUACGGCAUCUACACCAGACUGAGGAGCUCGCUGCUUCCACUGUCUGUCACCUGGCAUAGUUUCCCCGGGGGAAUAGACACUGUGUGGGUGGAGGUGGAGCAGGAGCUGAGCACUGGCAUGACUGGACUGUGUGGAAAACAGAACUUCCCAGACAACAAGCAGCAGCUGAUUCAGGAGAGUGUGCUCGCCAAGGACACAUGUCAAAUCCGAGAUCCUGUUUCUGCUGUGAAUACAGAAUGCAGAAUGUUCUUUUCCUAUACUUUGGAUUGUCUGCAAGCCAUGACGCCUCAUUAUAUCCAACUCUGUGAAGAGAACAUUUACAGCUACGAAAUGAGCAAAGACAUCAGCUGUGCUUUCUUCAAAGAAGUUGCCCAGCACUGUGGGAACAACAGCUAUGUCUGGAGGAUAUGGAGAGAUGUAACCACAUGUGUGAAGCCAAGUUGUCCAGGAGACCUGGUUUAUGUAGAACAGGGCGCAGCCUUUGCUCCCAGCUGCUCCAGCCAAAACCUCACAUUCUCCAACCAGGAACUCACUAGCUCCUGUGUCUGCCCAAAGGGUACAGUGCUUAAUGAUCAUGCAGAUGGCUUCCACUGUGUGAGUGUGUCCAGCUGCUCCUGUGUAUUUGCUGGCCAGACCUACUCAACCGGAGACAUACGCAGCACCAAAUGUCAGUCAUGUGUGUGUGACAGUGGGAAAUGGCGAUGCUCUGAAAACUCCUGCCCACCCACAUGUCUCAUUGAAGGGCAGUUUGUAACAACAUUUGACGGCAAACAAUACACUGUCCCUGACAAAUGCACAUAUGUGGCUUCACUGGGUCUCAACUGGAUGAUAAUAAUCGAGUUUUCUGCAGAGGCACCCUCCAUGAAAACUGUUACUCUUAAGCUUUUUCAGGAAACGUAUGAGUUCUCACACAACAGGGUGAUAUUCAGUGGGGAGGAGAUCACUGAACUUCAUGAGUCUGAACAUGCUUUGGUUUUCUGGCAGUCCUCCAUGUACGUCCACGUCCACACAUCCUUUGGUAUGAAGAUGGAGGUCCAGAUGUUUCCUGAAAUCCAGCUGUACAUCAACCCACCCACAAACCACUCAGGCCUGAUCUCAGGUCUUUGUGGCAACAACAACAAUGACACUACGGACGACUUCACCACCAGCAGCGGGAUCAUCGAGAACUCAGCUCAGCCUUUUGCUCAGUCCUGGAGUUCGGGUGCUUGUACGAGGAACAUGCCCAUCUGCAUUAACACUGACAAUGAAAUAUUUGCUGAUGAAAAGUGCUCCGUGUUGAACGACCCAGCUGGGAUAUUUGCUAAGUGCCACGGUCAUAUCCCAAGCGAUCACUACCACAUGGCUUGCAUCCUAAGAACAUGUAACUGUGGCAGCAGCCUGCAGCAGUGCCUGUGUGUUGCUCUGGGCAACUAUGCCAAAGCCUGUGCCAGUCUGGGUGUUGUAAUUGGUGACUGGAGGGCAGCCACCAACUGCACUUUGACAUGCCAGAAGAACCUUGAAUUCUCCUACAACAUGCAAGCCUGCAACCACACAUGCCGCUCCCUGUCUGGUCCUGACCCUCGCUGCGGGCUGGAUGAUGCUCCUGUAGAGGGCUGUGGCUGUCCAGAGGGAACUCACCUGAACCAAGGACACACCUGUACCCCAAAAGCAGAGUGCCCUUGCCACUAUUAUGGUGGUACAACACCCCCGGGUACUGUUGCUAUUGACGGACGAAGGUGCACCUGUGAGAAUGGAGAGCUGCAGUGUUCUGAAGAUUGUGGAUGCAGAAAUGGGAAGGUUUGUGUUCACUGCUCCGAGGACCCUGUUAGCACAUCUCAGAAAACCUGUGACAGCCUCAGCAAACCAAUGAGUGGAAGUGUGACCUGCAAGAGUGGCUGUUACUGCCCACCUGACCAGUACGAGGAUCAUCGUGGCAACUGUGUUUCUCUGGACAACUGCACCUGCGUGUACAGCGGCAAAGUGUUCAGUGCAGGACAGCACGUCAAAACCAACUGUAAAACAUGUAUCUGUGGUCAGGGUCAGUGGCACUGCAGAGACGAGCCCUGCCCCGGGAAGUGUCAAGUUUACGGAAACGGACACUACCAGACCUUUGACUCCAAGUGGUACCGCUUUGAUGGACAGUGUCAGUACACUCUUGUAGAGGAUGACUGUGGAAAGAGAAACGGCACCUUCUCUGUGAGAGUGGAGAGCGUGCCCUGCUGUGAUGAGGCGCUCACCUGCUCUCGCUCCAUCAUCCUCGACCUUCAGGGCGAGGUCACCCUGACGCUGAGUGACAUGAAAGUGACCAGACGUUACCAUGGCGGCUGGACUCUGCAGGAAGGUUCACUUUACUCCACACACACCGUGGGACUCUACAUCAUAAUCUCAGUACCGAGCAGAGGGAUAACUCUCAUCUGGGACAAACACACCCGCAUCACUAUAGAGCUGCAUGAAUACUGGAGGAACCGUGUGUGCGGCCUCUGUGGUAAUUUUGACUCCAAUGAGAUGAAUGACCUUCAGAUAAGUGGCUCAGCAGUGAUGUCCAGUCCCCUGGCAUUUGGCAACAGCUGGAAAGCCGCCACACCUCCUUGCUCUGAUGUGACCACUGAGGUAUUUCCAUGUGAACGCAACUCCUACUGCUCAGCCUGGGCCCAGCGGCGCUGUAGGAUUAUCACAGGAGACAUAUUCAAUGAGUGCCACUUAAAGGUGGAUCCAGAUCCCUACUAUCAGGCCUGUGUGCAGGAGUCCUGCUCCUGUGAGUUUGAAGGGAAGUUCCUGGGCUUCUGCACAGCUGUUGCAGCCUACGCAGAGGCCUGCAGCGACAAGGAUGUGUGUGUAAAAUGGAGAACACCUGAUUUGUGUCCGGUCUACUGUGACUACUACAACGAGCAAGGCCAGUGUAGUUGGCACUAUGAAACCUGUGGUGAGAUGCUAACCUGCGGCAAAGACACCGGCGUCACUCACAAGCUGGAAGGUUGCUACCCCAGAUGUUCAGAAGAGAUGCCAUACUAUGAUGAAAAUACUGGUGAAUGCACCAAAUUGAGAAACUGUACCUGUUACUUUAAUGACACUGUCAUUCAGCCUGGAGCAGUGGUGAUGAUACAGUCUAUUAAGUGCCACUGUGAAAAUGGAACAAUGAACUGUACACCUCCAGAACCUCCAGCCACCACUACACGUGCCACCACUCCUACAUCAAGCACUCCUACCACAACUGCCUCGACUACCACUGAAACAACUGUGCUUUACACCACCACUACACCACCAACUACAACUGCCUCAACUACAGCUGAAACAACUGUGCUUUACACCAACUCUACACCAACAACUGGCUUAACUACAGCCAAAACAUUGUCAGCAACACCCCCCUCCACUCCUACAUCAACAGCUACAAAUGCCUCAACUACCACUGAAACAACUGUGCUUUACACCACCACAACACCAACAACUACAACUGCCUCAACUACAGCUGAAACAACUGUGCUUUACACCAACUCUACGCCAACAACAGCUGGCUUAACUACAGCUGAAACACUGUCAACAACACCCCCCUCCACUUCUGCACCAACAGCUACAAAUGCCUCAACUACAGCUGAAACAACUGUGCUUUACACUACCUCUACACAAACGACUACAACUGUCUCAUCUACCAUGGAAACAACUGUGCUUUACACCAACUCUACACCAACAAUUACAACUGCCUCAUCUACCAUGGAAACAACUGUGCUUUACACCAACUCUACACCAACGACUACAACUGCCUCAACUACCACGGAAACAACUGUGCUUUACACCAACUCUACACCUACAACAACAACUGGCUUAACUACAGCUGAAACAUUGUCAACAACGUCCCCCUCCACUUCUACACCAACAACUUCAACUACCGCUGUAACCUCAGAAACCCUUACAAAAGUGACAAACACAACAGAAAUCUCCACCAGCUCACCCAUCACAUCAUCUACAACUAGACUGACCACCACUCCUUCAAUGACAACUGCUGCCUCAACAGAGCUUACAAUGAUAACAAAUAGCACAACACCUCACUCAACAACCACCUUUGUAACCAAUGCUACAUCCGCUGAAACCUCAGGUCCGACUGAAGUAACUAUCACAGAAGCUCCCACUGAAACAUUUACCUCUUCUACGCACUCAACCACUCAGCACACUGCUACCUCCCCAGAAACAGCAACGUCUCAUGAAGUGACAACUAAAUCUACGAUGAUGCCACCAACAGCAAAGACCACAGAGGUUUCCACAAGUGAAGGAUUCACCAAUGCAACAUUUAACACUGAACUGACAACUGUUGAGGAAUCAGGCACCACAAUGACGACAGAAAAAACAUAUCACACUUACCUCACAGAAGUCACCGGCACAAUAGAGACAUCUGCAACUGUAACACGUAAACAGUACACGGAAUCAAGCUCCACAACUGAGGUGUGUGAGUGUACAGACCGUAUGAAGAAACAAAGCUGGUACUGCGGUGAGACAUGGAUGGAGGACUGCUUCCAUAAGAACUGUAUAGGGGGCAAAAUAGAGUUGACUCCAGUGGCUUGUCCGGAGCCUGCGAUUCCCAAUUGCCCCAGAAACCAGGUCACGAAAGUCUCAGACGGAUGCUGUGAAAGAUGGGAGUGUGACUGUCGCUGUGAUCUAUAUGGGGACCCCCAUUACAUCUCUUUCCAAGGUGUACCCUUUGAUUUCCUCGAUGAUUGCACCUACAUCCUGGUGGAGGAGAGGUCUCCACGUCAUCAUCUGAAAAUUGCUGUGGACAAUUUUUUCUGUGUGCCGGGCCUUGAAGGCUCCUGUGCUAAAAGCAUCAUCCUGAAAUAUCAGGACAGUAUAGCUACACUCAGCCUCAUUCCACAUUUGUAUACAGUACAGGCCACUCUGAACAAUGUGACCAUUCAGCCGCCAUAUGAGGAACAUGGGUGGAGAUUUGAGACCACGGGGUACAUAGUGUCAAUCUACCUCCCGGAGAUCCGCUCUUAUGUCUCCCUAAGUCCGUCUUAUACCCUGGUGGUCAGUCUGGCUAUGGAGCACUUCCACAACAACACCCAGGGACAAUGUGGUGUAUGCGGUGUUGGGUCAUGUAUCCGUAAAGGAGGGCAGAUGGAGGAUGACAGCUGCUGUGAUAAGACAGCCUAUGACUGGGUGUACGCCGACCCACUGAAGCCUGCCUGUGCUUCUGCACCAAGGGACGUACCUUGUUACUCACCCACUACAGUACCCCCUAACACACCCACUUCCACCCCUUGCCCUGCGAGUGCACUAUGCGAGCUGCUAAACCACCCAGUGUUUGCAAAGUGCAGCGUGAACCUGAACCUUACAAAGAGGAGCUGUGAGUUUGAUUCAUGCAGGAAUGGUCCUUGCUCCUCACUAGAGCAAGCUGCUGAGGAAUGCAUGAAGGCUGGUGUCUGUAUUGACUGGAGAGGACUGACCAAUGGAAGCUGUACUGUGACGUGUCCAGAAGGAUUGGUUUACAGAGAAUGUCAUGACAAGCUGGAUGACGUCUGCUGUGGAGGAAUACCUCAUCAAGGAGCCUCCCUGGAGAACCGCAGGCCAGGCUGUUAUUGUCCCAGUGGCCAAUACAGGGCAGGAAAUCACUCACACAUCUGUGUGUCAGACUGUUCCUAUUGUAAAGGACCACAUGGUGAGCCCAGACUGCCUGGUGAGGUGUGGCAGUCCGGCUGUGACUUGUGUACAUGUAACAACCAGACUCUCACAGAGGUGUGUGUUCCAAAACCUCCUAAUCCAGUGCCUCUCUGUGGCCCCAGUGCUGUUCUGGUAAACACUUCCUGCUGUGGUGAUCAGAUUUGUGUUGAGAAGACAUGCAGUUAUCAUAACAAAACAUAUAGGGUGGGAGACAGAUGGAAGGAUGCCGCCCAUCCCUGCAUGACAUAUACCUGCAGCAAAGAGGGUAUUCAGACUGAGACUAGAGUCUGUCCCACACAAGACUGUCCAGAGGAGGACAGGAUUUGGGACAACCAACACUGCUGCUUUUCAUGUAACCAGAGCUGUGCACCAAGGCUAACCAGUAUCAAGUUUACCAUAGAGAACUGUACCACAGUCAUGCAGAUGCCUGUGUGUGAGGGUCAGUGUGUGUCUCAGCCCAGGGUGGUGUUACACGGUGACCUGCAGGUGGAGCAGAAGAGCAGAUGUUGUGCGGAGCGGAGCUCAGAGAGGAGACCGGUGACCCUGCGGUGUUUUGACCUCACCACCAGACACUACUUCUACAAGCAUAUCACCAGCUGUCACUGCACAACCUACAGCCAGGACUGGUUAAUUGUGGAUUAAAUGUAUGUGUAAUCAGAUUACAAAAAAUAAAUAUGAUCAUUCUGGAU